This is a messenger RNA of Ananas comosus (pineapple), 3499 nucleotides long. Its product is annotated as phototropin-2-like. The record is from RefSeq and is a predicted model, not a curated record. Gene Ontology annotation, biological process: protein phosphorylation. Gene Ontology annotation, cellular component: cytoplasm; nucleus; plasma membrane. Bases 359 to 3139 code for a protein of 926 amino acids. Lineage: Eukaryota; Viridiplantae; Streptophyta; Magnoliopsida; Poales; Bromeliaceae. The transcript has 24 exons. Gene Ontology annotation, molecular function: ATP binding; protein serine/threonine kinase activity.
CGGGGCGUCUCCUGCAGUCCUGUGUCCCCAGGUACACACGACUUCAAGAAAAUGGGUUAAGUAGGAGAGAACCGAACCGACGGCCGAGAUUGGCGUCUUCGUUCUCGGUGCGCGAGAGAGGUGGUUGAAGUGAUACAGGAAGGGCCUUCCUUCUCCUCCUUUCUUUUCUUUUUGGCUUUCCUUCUCUGAGACUGUGUGUGAAUGAGCACUGCAGAGAACAGCUGAAGGCGUAUGCCGCUGCGGCCCAGUUUCUCUUAACUUUCAAAGGAAAGGGCUUCUACUUCGAGAACUUGAAUCCGCAUAAAAAAUUUAUUGCAUUUCAGCCCAAGUAUCUUACUUGGGCACCGGUGAUCGAAUAAUGAUAUCAAACUCAUCAAAAGCGAUGGCACGUGAUAGGAACGAAACCUCCGUGACAUCUGAGAUUGACACGAAUGCACCUCUCAAAACAGAAGCUAUUGAGAAAUGGAUGGCUUUUCCGACCAAAAGUUCUGAAAAGUAUUUGAAGCACAAUGAAAUAAUUGAGGAAUCUGAUUCGUUGGCAAGCAAUCAGUUACCAGAUCAAAGGGGGUCAGUAGUAAGAUCAGAGAAUGAUAAUCUUCGUAGCCGGAGUGCGGGCUCUAGGUCAUCAGGUGAUGGAGCUAAGAUUUCAAUGGAAAGAACUUCAGGCGAGUCAAGUUAUGCGCCGGACUCAAGUUUCCCUAGGGUCUCCCAAGAACUAAAGGAUGCACUCUCCACUCUUCAGCAGACAUUUGUCGUGUCCGAUGCAACCAGGCCUGAUUGCCCUAUUGUGUAUGCUAGUGCUGGGUUUUUCACCAUGACAGGCUACUCGGCUAAGGAAGUCAUUGGAAGAAAUUGUCGCUUUUUGCAGGGACCGGAAACGGAUAGACAGGAAGUUGCAAAGAUUAGAGAAGCUGUUCGCAAUGGAAAAAGCUACUGCGGAAGGCUCUUGAAUUUCAAGAAGGAUGGGACACCCUUUUGGAACCUUCUCACAGUGACACCAAUAAGGAAUGAUAGUGGGAAGGUUAUUAAAUUCAUAGGAAUGCAGGUUGAGGUCACUAAAUACACAGAAGGUCUUAAUGACAAAGCAUUGCGGCCAAAUGCGUUGCCAGUAUCCCUGAUCCGUUAUGAUGCUCGACAAAAGGAGAAAGCUUUGUCUUCGAUAACAGAGGUUGUCCAGACGGUAAGGCAUCCUCAUACCCACUCACAAGUUGUAGCAGAGCAUGAGUUUCCUGCGAAGCUCAAUGAGCAAGAAAACGUUUACAUCGACUCUCCGCUUCAAACACCUGCCGAGCUGAAAAGCUUCAAGUCACCGGGCAGACUAACACCCCUUAUAGAUGUCAAAAAUGAAUCAUCAAGAAUGAGCACUAGGAAAUCAGGCCGGUUGUCGCUAAUUGGGUUCAAAGGCAAGAAGCGAAGUUCUGUAGGAAGUCGGGAAUUGAAUAUUGAGCCAGAGAUUUUAAUGACCAAAGAUGUACAACGCACUGAAAGUUGGGAUCAUGUAGAAAGAGAAAAGGAGAUACGACAAGGAAUUGAUUUAGCUACAACACUGGAGCGUAUCGAAAAGAACUUUGUGAUUACAGAUCCGAGACUGCCUGACAACCCAAUAAUAUUUGCUUCUGAUAGCUUUCUCGAGCUGACGGAGUAUGCACGUGAAGAAAUUUUAGGAAGAAAUUGUCGGUUUCUUCAAGGACCUGAAACAGAUCAAGGAACUGUUGCAAAGAUAAGAGAUGCGAUUAGAGAACAAAGGGAAAUUACUGUUCAACUAAUUAACUAUACAAAGAGUGGAAAGAAAUUCUGGAAUUUGUUCCACUUGCAACCUAUGCGUGACCAGAAGGGCGAGCUUCAAUACUUCAUUGGUGUGCAAUUAGAUGGGAGCGAUCAUGUUGAACCCCUUCGGAAUCGUCUCUCAGAUACGACUGAGAUGCAGAGUGCCAAAGUGGUUAAAGCUACAGCUGAGAAUGUUGAUGAAGCUGUAAGAGAGCUUCCUGAUGCAAACUUGAGACCGGAGGACUUGUGGGCAAUCCAUUCCAAACCUGUCUUUCCGAAACCUCACAAAAAGAGCAAUUCUUCUUGGGUAGCUAUAGAGAAGGUUACCGGCAAAGGGGAAAGGAUUGGCUUGAAGCACUUCAGACCUAUAAAACCUUUGGGUUGUGGUGAUACUGGCAGCGUACACUUGGUGGAGCUACAAGGAACUGGCGAACUGUAUGCUAUGAAGGCAAUGGAUAAAUCAGUAAUGUUCAACCGAAACAAGGUUCAUCGUGCAUGCGUUGAAAGAGAGAUAUAUUCACUAUUGGAUCAUCCCUUUCUUCCAACGUUGUACGCUUCAUUUCAGACUCCGACGCAUGUUUGUCUAAUAACAGACUUCUGUCCGGGAGGAGAGCUGUUUGCGUUGCUUGACCAGCAACCUAUGAAGAUCUUCAAAGAGGAAGCUGCAAGGUUUUAUGCUGCAGAAGUUGUCAUUGGCCUCGAAUAUCUUCACUGCCUAGGAAUCAUCUAUCGUGAUCUGAAACCAGAAAAUAUCUUGCUCCAAAAGGACGGCCAUAUAGUUCUGACUGACUUUGAUUUAUCAUUUUUAACAUCCUGCAAUCCUCAAGUGAUGCAGCAUGCAACACCAUCAAAGAGGAGGAAACCAAAAGAUCAGCCUCCCCCAACCUUUUUCGCAGAACCUAGUACACAAUCAAAUUCAUUUGUUGGAACAGAAGAGUACAUAGCACCUGAGAUUAUCACGGGGGCAGGCCAUAGUAGCGCCAUCGACUGGUGGGCUCUUGGAAUUUUGCUUUAUGAGAUGUUAUAUGGGCGCACACCUUUUCGAGGAAAGAAUAGAAGAAGGACAUUUUCCAACAUUUUGCACAAGGACCUCACAUUUCCAAGCAGCAUUCCGGUUAGCCUAGCAGCAAGGCAACUAAUCCAUGGAUUACUCCAUAGAGACCCUGCUAAUCGUUUGGGAUCAAGUUCUGGAGCAAAUGAGAUCAAGCAACAUCCUUUCUUCUGCGACAUCAACUGGCCACUUAUUCGUUGCAUGACUCCGCCUCAGCUACAUGUUCCUCUUAAACUAACUGGGGAGGAACCAGACUCCAACCUGAAGGAUGUACCAUGGGAUGCCGAGGAAGUGCUCAUUCAGCGUCUUGAAAAAUUUUGAGGCGUUCAACCCACAAGGACUACCGAGUGCUCGCCUUCCUUGUCUCAGAAAGAUUCACCUUAAUCGGAUAUUCUACCAAGAUAAGCAUAAAGGAAAUGUAUCGGUAAUCAUGUACAGCAAUGAGAAGCAAUGAUUAUUAUUGCAUAGUUUCGGAAGUGUAGAGUGCAGUCUUGUGAUUAUCGGGCAAGUAAAGAAUACAUCAUUUUGUGGUUUCUUUGGAGUGUUUAUCAUGGUCUGAGUUGCAAUAAAAGAAUGAGAUACCCUUUCAGCAGGAACCAAGAAUGCAUAUUUUCCGCAAAUUAGAGAAAUUGUGUUAGAUAUUUUCGUAAAUCUACCAGAUCUAUCUAAUAUAUUUAAUUA